UCUUUGCAUUAGUCAGAGCGCUUCAGCUCAACUAGCUAGCAGCAACAAACACGCAGACGCGAGCGUGGUGGAGCUUUCACCAAACACAAACUCAACAACCCGGGCUCAAAUGGCCUCUUUAGGAGAACCUGUACGUCUGGAAAGAGACAUAUCUCGUGCAAUUGAACUCCUGGACAAGCUCCAGAGAACAGGGGAAGUGCCUCCGCAGAAGCUGCAGGCACUGCAGAGGGUUUUGCAGAGUGAGUUCUGCAAUGCUGUACGGGAGGUGUAUGAGCAUGUGUAUGAGACAGUGGACAUAAAUAGCAGCCCAGAGGUGAGGGCCAAUGCAACAGCAAAGGCUACAGUGGCUGCAUUUGCAGCUAGUGAGGGUCACUCACACCCCCGUGUGGUGGAACUCCCAAAAACAGAGGAGGGACUGGGCUUCAACAUCAUGGGUGGGAAGGAACAAAACUCGCCUAUCUACAUCUCCCGUAUCAUUCCUGGAGGCAUCGCUGAUCGGCAUGGUGGCCUGAAGAGAGGAGACCAGCUGCUGUCUGUGAAUGGAGUGAGUGUAGAAGGAGAGCACCACGAGAAGGCUGUGGAGCUGUUGAAGGCUGCUCAGGGUACAGUGAAGCUGGUGGUACGAUACACCCCUAAGGUUCUGGAAGAAAUGGAGUCGCGCUUUGAGAAGUUGAGGUCUGCCAAACGCCGGCAACAGAACAACUACCCCCAGUAGGGCGUCUGGCCUGCGCCCCCACCCCCUCAUCAUCUCUCUCUCUCUCUCUCAUAUUGUCGUUAAUUGUUCUGAUAUCUGUCUUAUUCACACUUACUCACCCCCUUUCUCCAGCCAGGGAUUAGCCACAUGUUUGGCACUCCUUUUUGUGAAAUUUUCUAAAUCCUCACCACCUCAAGUUUUUAACAGUCUUUUCACACACUUGUUUCUCAUAGCAUGAACACUAUAUAGGCUCUCGAUAUUGUCACUCAGACGUCACAUACAUGCACAAUUGGUGCAUUAUUAAGAAUGUAAUGUCAUUUAGGAUGUUGUUUAGUUAGAUAUGCAAGGGGACCAAUGCAAUGUUCAACUUCUGAGAUCAUUUGAAUGAAAAUGUAAAAAAACAAGUGCCUCAAGAGUUUUCUAAAGGUCUGCAGCCUUCAGUAUGCUCCCAUCAUAGGCUGUGUUUUAUGGUCCUAGCACAGAAUGAAUGAACACUACCACCUUGUUAAAAAAAACUGCUAAAUAUGUUUACCAAUUUCUGAGCAGAAUCACCAUCAUCUCUGUGUAGAGGUUUGUUGUGUUUAUUUUCCUGCUUAAGUUUGUUUGCCCAUGAAAAAAAAAAAAAAAAAAAAAGAUCACCAGAAAUAUUUCAAAAUCUCACUUUAAGUCUCCAUCCAAACUGCUGUUUUCAUUGAACACAGUGUCAGCUGUAAAUAUUCCACAUACUCCAGUACUUUUCCACUUACUGACCCAAAUUGAUUGACUCUCAGAUCACGUUUGCAGUGCAUGUUAAUACUGUCACCUUUCACUCAAUCGUGAAUGUACGGAAAGGGUUAUACUGUAUGUUGUUAAAAUAUCUACAGUAAUUGGCAGAUCAGCUCUGUCAAAUAAACAAAUCAUCUUUCAUCAAACAAGAAUUGACCCAAAUUAUGUUCAAAUUUGGGUUUGCAUUCAGACUGGUUUAGAGCUGUUUGACUCUGAUUGGGAUUUAUACAUAUUGCUUUUGAUUAAACAUUAGAAUGCAAUCCUUAAAAAUGGCACUGAGCAGUCCAGCCAAACAGCUGUUCAGAGGAGUUGCUAGUGGCACGGUUUGGAUGUUAGAUACUGUAGGUAGAUAUAUUGAUUAAAGUAAUAUUUCCAUAGCGUACUGCAGCUUAAAAAGCACAUAGAAACACAAUGUGGCAGUCACAAGCUCUUAUUCAAGCGUACAUUCCAUUUUUUUAUUUUUAGAAUUUUAAUAUGGUAAUUUUAAACCUUGCAGCAGAAACACUGUUUAAAAUUGUAGCGGGAGUUCAGGAAGUUUUAGUUGUUUUAUUGUUCAUUUUUCUGUUUCGUGUAAUGCUUUCUGAAUGUUAAUGUAGCUCUUGCCUUUCAGUCAGCUCUGGGUUCAUAUUGUAUACCCAGUUAAUGCUGAUAAUUACAAAACCCUACAACAUGUUUCACUUCAAUGGUUGUCAUAUACUUGCAUCAUGAGGUAGCAACUGAGCAUAAUCCUAGGAAACUGCAAUUCAUUAAUUAAUGUUAAAGAGUUUCAGAAUUACUACCAAAAUGUUGUUUGAUAAAGUCAUCAAUCCCAACCCACUCAAAUUAUGUAUUUAUUAAACAUGUCUAAACAAAGCUCAAGUAAAAAUGUUUUUUAAUUGGUGCUGUAAUUUUUUUUUCUUUUGUUUCUGAAGCUAAAACAGAUUCCUUUAUGCAACAAGACCUGCCAUCUAUAGUUUUUAUAAAAAAAAAGAUAAUAAUAAUAAUAAUAAAAAAAAAAAACCUGAUCAGUCCUUUCUCUGAAGUCAGUAAUUUAUUUACCCAUAAACAUAAUGUGUAGUAUUUAUGGGACUUAAGUUAAUGUUCUAUUUAGAGGUGCAGAUUUGGAGAUGUUUGGCUUUUUGCUUUUUCAGGUCUUACCCAGAUACCUCAGUGGCUAAAAAAAGCAAUCUGGUUACAUUUGUUGUGUAAGCUUCAGCUCUUCUUGUUAAUGUAAUAACCAAAUUUUAAGGAUUUAAUUGAUAUAUUUUUCUUAGAUUCUGACUUAAGAUAGGAGAGAGAAAAAAAAACUUUUAAAAAGUAGUUUCACACUGCACUUUCUCUUUGUACUCAUUUUCACAUGUUAAAAAAUGCAACACGCUUUAUGUAUUUUUAACCUCAAAUGCAGGUAUUUUCAGUGUCUGACACGCUUGGGGGAAAAAAACUAGUCUAUUUUUCUCUGUCUCUCAUAAAAUAUUUAACAUGUCUAAUUAUAGAGGCCCAUGACUCACCCCGAGCUGUGAGAUACGUAGGUUUUUUGGGGGUGGGAGAUAAAAGGAGGCCUGAUGUCUUGCAUGAAGGAAUCAUUUGGGUGAUUGACAAAAAAAUUCUUUGGUGUAUAAGGUGCUCAGGUUGGAUGUUCCUACAGUAUCAUGAUUUUAAAGCCUCAUGUAUCACAAGAGCAAUAAGACAUGAUCCUUCUUCUGUUAUCAUCUCAAGCAGGUUACUCACUCCCCAUUAAUAUUUAGUAUUGUCCAUGGGGCGGGGGGCUGACUAACUAUUUUUGUAAAUUUGUAUUCUUUUGAUAUUUUCAGCUCUUUUGAUAAGUAACUUUUCUCAAGUUUUUUUUUUUUUUUCGAGGAAUGCUUUGUAUUGGUUCAUCUUGACCACAAUCUCCCUGUGUUUCAAGUACAAAGACCAAACUUGCAACCUUUUCUGGGAGCUGUUUCAAUGUCUGGUCAGCUAGUUUGAGCUGUUUUUAAGAACCUGUUGUACUGUUGUAUUAUUUGACACUUCUGUCCUGCUGUAUUGUUACAUUAAUGUGGAUGUGUAUAAAAAUUGAUCAACGUGAUUUGUUUUGAGGAAACGGUCCAAGUAUACUGUGUGUUUAAUCUUUA
This is a messenger RNA of Myxocyprinus asiaticus (Chinese sucker), 3552 nucleotides long. RefSeq names its product lin-7 homolog C (C. elegans) (gene lin7c). Gene Ontology annotation, molecular function: L27 domain binding. The record is from RefSeq and is a predicted model, not a curated record. Gene Ontology annotation, biological process: maintenance of epithelial cell apical/basal polarity; protein localization to basolateral plasma membrane; neurotransmitter secretion. Lineage: Eukaryota; Metazoa; Chordata; Actinopteri; Cypriniformes; Catostomidae. The coding region runs from base 110 to 715 and encodes 201 amino acids. The transcript has 5 exons. Gene Ontology annotation, cellular component: cell-cell junction; MPP7-DLG1-LIN7 complex; synapse.